AUGCACAUCGAGAAGAACAUUGGUGAGAGCAUAUUGGGGACAUUGCUUGGCAUUGAUGGUAAAUGUAAGGAUAGUGAGAAGGCUCGGCUUGCCUUACAGAAUCUUGGGAUCAGGAAGGAUCAACAUCCUAUGGUGGAGAAUGGCAAGUAUACUUUGCCACCAGCGUUGUACAGCUUAGGCAAGCAUGAGAAGGAAAUGUUAUGCAAAUUCCUACAAGGAGUGAGGAUGCCUGAUGGUUUUGCAGCAAAUAUAAAGAGAUGCGUGGAUGUCAAGGGAUGUAAGGUUUCUGGAUUGAAGACUCAUGACUAUCAUGUUAUAUUACAUAAACUAUUACCACUAGUAGUACGCGACAUAUUGCCUCAAGAUGUUGCUAUCCCAUUGAUUCAGCUAAGUAGAUUCUUCAGUUCAUUAUGUUCAAAGGAACUGGUGGAAAGUGACCUUGAAAAACUAACCUCUUCAAUUGGAGAGACUUUAUGUCGGCUAGAGAUGUUAUUCCCACCAGCAUUUUUUGAUAUUAUGAUUCAUUUGCUUGUCCCACCUUCAGUUCAUUAUGAAUAUUUCGGCUAG
This is a messenger RNA of Miscanthus lutarioriparius, 567 nucleotides long. Lineage: Eukaryota; Viridiplantae; Streptophyta; Magnoliopsida; Poales; Poaceae. The record is from the annotation of a GenBank genome assembly.